Molecule: messenger RNA, 987 nt
Organism: Closterium sp. NIES-67
Lineage: Eukaryota; Viridiplantae; Streptophyta; Zygnematophyceae; Desmidiales; Closteriaceae
Source: the annotation of a GenBank genome assembly
CAUCCCUCCUACUCGCAUACACGAAGUUUCACACUUCCACACCACACCGCCGAAGUCCAACAAUUUCUAGCUUUAAUCUCUCCAGAUUCACGAGUCUCUCCCGCCAUGGCCGCCAAUUUCGUCCGCGCAUUCUCUCUGCUUGUCGUGUCGCUCCUGAGCCUGACCUUAGCAGCGGACGCUGCUCGCCCGUACUGCCGCUUCGACGGCAAGCUGGUGGUGAGCAACCUGAUGAGGGAGCUCAGGGCGGCCAACAACUACACCACCUUCCUAGACGGGCUCAGGAAAACAGAGCUAAACAAGGACCUGCCCGACCUGUUCCACUGCUACGAGGCGACCGUCUUCGCGCCCACCGACGCCGCGUUCGCGAACCUCUCGAGCGACGCCAAAUCGUCGCUGGGUGAAAGAAAAGUGCUUCGCGAGGUGCUGCUGAUGCACUUCGUCAAAGGCAAAGCCACCAAUGCCGCGCUCGUCGGGCUUAAGGAGGGGCAGCAGUUGAAGACCGCGGCUGACUCGUGCAAGGCGCGUCUCGUGAAGGUCUCACCUGCCGGGGACAAGCCAGUCCAGGUGAAGGCCGAGGUCGGUGCGGACGAAGCUUCCGUGGUGGCUGCUGACGUCAUCUCGCUGCGAGUAGUGCAGGUGCACGGCGUGGAUGACGUCAUCCUGCCCAAGUCUCUGAUCAAGGGCGACGAUGACAGCCUCAAGCCCAGGAAAUGCACCGCCUGGGCCACGUGAGGUGGUUACCAGCUAGUUGGUUACUAGACAAGGUGGUUACCAUCGUUACCGCUGAGUACGAGCAGACUAGGUGGCUACCAGACUAGGUUAUCUACAGGGCUAUGUGGGGGGGUUAAUGAAAGAUGUACCGCUUUACCUCUGGUAAACGGUUUCGGGUCGGUUGUUAUGGAUGCGAGCACUCAGCUUGUGGUGGUCGAUUAUUGUGCAUUGGAAAUUAUGGGCGAAAAUUGCUCCUUGAAUCAUCAAGAGAAUUAC